GGAGCAGGCGGCCGGCGGCGCGGGGGGAGGGGGGCCCCGGUCCGGGAGUGCGGGAGGCAGUGGUAGAGGGAGGUGGCGGCAGCGGCUAGCGGAUUUGAGUCUCCACUAGGCUGAGGUGGAUACUUCUGUGGAGCGAAGCAGUAGGAGCACCAGAGCACUAGAGGCGGCACUGGGAUCCCCGGCUCAGGGGAGGGGGGCGCCGGACCGGGAGGAGGGGAGGGGGCGAUGCUGGAAGCCAUGGCGGAGCCCAGUCCCGAAGAUCCACCUCCGACCCUUAAACCAGAGACUCAGCCACCGGAGAAACGGCGGAGAACAAUAGAGGAUUUCAACAAAUUCUGCAGUUUUGUUUUAGCCUACGCUGGUUACAUCCCCCCUAGCAAAGAGGAAAGUGACUGGCCAGCCUCUGGCUCCAGCUCUCCAUUGCGAGGUGAGAGUGCAGCAGACAGUGAUGGGUGGGACUCGGCCCCCUCAGAUCUUCGAACCAUCCAGACCUUUGUUAAGAAAGCAAAGUCAUCUAAGAGGAGAGCUGCCCAAGCAGGUCCCACCCAGCCAGGACCCCCAAGGUCCACUUUCUCUCGUCUCCAGGCCCCUGACAGUGCCACCCUGCUUGAGAAGAUGAAGCUCAAGGACUCUCUCUUUGAUCUGGAUGGGCCCAAAGUGGCAUCUCCACUGUCUCCCACAUCCCUGACACAUCCCUCCCGGCCCCCUGCUGCUCUCACCCCAGUGCCCCUUUCCCAGGGAGACCUUUCCCAGCCUCCUCGAAAGAAGGACCGAAAGAACCGAAAGUUGGGGCCAGGAUCAGGGGCUGGCUUUGGGGUGCUUCGGAGGCCUCGGCCAGCUCCUGGUGAUGGGGAAAAGAGGUCUCGAAUCAAAAAGAGCAAGAAACGGAAGUUAAAAAAGGCAGAUCGAGGAGAUAGACUCCCACCUCCUGGGCCUCCCCGGGCACCCCCCAGUGAUACAGACUCUGAAGAGGAGGAGGAGGAGGAAGAAGAGGAGGAGGAGGAGGAGAUGGCAGCAGUGGUAGGGGGUGAAGCCCCAGCCCCUGUGCUCCCAACACCCCCUGAGGCUCCUAGGCCCCCUGCCACAGUGCACCCUGAAGGAGCCCCUCCCACUGACAGUGAAAACAAGGAGGUGGGCAGCACUGAGACAAGCCAAGAUGGAGAUGCCAGCUCCAGUGAAGGUGAAAUGCGGGUCAUGGAUGAGGACAUCAUGGUAGAAUCAGGUGAUGACUCAUGGGAUCUGAUCACGUGUUACUGCCGAAAGCCCUUUGCAGGGCGGCCCAUGAUUGAGUGCAGCCUGUGUGGGACGUGGAUCCACCUCUCCUGUGCUAAGAUUAAGAAGACCAAUGUCCCUGACUUCUUUUAUUGCCAGAAAUGCAAGGAACUGCGGCCAGAGGCCCGGCGGUUAGUGGGGCCUCCAAAAUCUGGAGAACCCUGAUAGCGCCAACUUUAAGCUGGAACUUCCAAAUGACAACAUGACUUGGGAACUGAGCUUCUCAGGGUCCUCAGCCUAUCCCCUGGAGCUUGGAUACUGUCCCCUUUUCAAGGCAGGAAUUCUCAAGGGAGACUUGUUUGAAAAUAAGUCUCAAAUUCCUACCCUGUCUUUCCUCCCCAUUCUGUGAACUUGAAAUCGGACCCAUUACAGUUGGGGGUGGGAGGCUGUCUGGGUCUGUUAGACACAUAAUCUGUGUCUCUUGGCCCUGUCACCCCUCACUUUCUGGGCCUGGGUUGGAAUUGGGAUGGAAUGGGACAGUUAUCUAUAAAACUCUAGUGUAAAUAUAGCACUCCCCUCCCUCAUCUUUUCUUCUAUUUCUCUCCCCAUUUAUUUUCUUCUCCACCAGUUGUAUUUUUAAUUUUGGACUUCCUCUUUUGGGCAUGGCAGCUCAAAGGUGGAGUGCUAGAGCUUGGCCAAGCGAGGAAGGAAAGCAGAAAGGUGACGAUUCUCACUCACCUCUUUUGUUUUUAAUAAUAUUGGCCAGCUGUUUGUACAGACAGCCUGCGUGUUGUAAAUAAAGCAGAGUGGGCUCUUUGGUGUUUUUA
Lemur catta (Ring-tailed lemur) is the source of this 2039-nucleotide messenger RNA. It is a transcript of the gene PHF23, whose product is annotated as PHD finger protein 23. The transcript has 5 exons. Lineage: Eukaryota; Metazoa; Chordata; Mammalia; Primates; Lemuridae. The record is from RefSeq and is a predicted model, not a curated record. Gene Ontology annotation, biological process: negative regulation of autophagosome assembly; positive regulation of protein ubiquitination; negative regulation of autophagosome maturation. Bases 226 to 1437 code for a protein of 403 amino acids.